CGAUAACGGCGUCGUUCCUCGCGAGAGAUGAGACGCUGUGGGGCGGGCCUAGUGCGCAUGCUCAACAGAUGCGUUCAGGGACUCAACGGGAGAAGGGGAAAGGGCGCCUACCUGAUUGUGACCUGUGCCAAAGGAUGAGCUUCUACGGGACAGGCCUGAUUGCAGGACAUGGCUUUACAAGUCCCGAGCGCACCCCUGGCCUCUUCGUGCUGUUUGACGAGUAUCGUUUCGGAUUCAUCUGGCUGGAGUUGAAGUCGUUCAGUCUCUACAGUCGCCUGACGGACGGCCUCGCCCACGCACACGCCCCAAACAUGGAGCAAUUCGAGGCCAUGCUGCGCAACAUGCAGUCUUGGACAUCCUGAUAAUCCCAGCUGUAGGUCCCUUCCGGCAAUGCAAUGCAUAAUAAUAAUAAUAAUAAUAAUAAUAAUAUACAGUACUUUAUACCCAAGUAACCUCUGUAUCCUCCUCCUGCAGCGUUACAAUAUAUAUGACACAUUUUCCAGCUUUUAUCUAUACAUGUUUGUCAAACAUUUAAUUUAACUGUCCAAUAGAGGCAGUUUUAUCUCGCACACCCAAGCAAUCCCUUUGGAAGGCCAGUGCAGCAUGACAACGGGUCACAAUAUUUAUUUAUUCCCUCCAGGCAAAAAAAGGAGCGAUAUUUCAUGCCACUUCUUAUGGAGCAAACUGUAUGUGCCUCUGAUUUUAAAACCGUGUGUGUGAAGCUAAUGCAUUUCAAUUCAGUGCCCAGUAUGCUCCACUAUACACACAUGCUGGUUUUGGUUUGUCACUUUA
Molecule: messenger RNA, 792 nt
Organism: Entelurus aequoreus (snake pipefish)
Lineage: Eukaryota; Metazoa; Chordata; Actinopteri; Syngnathiformes; Syngnathidae
Product: F-box only protein 31-A-like
Exons: 2
Coding region: 69-362 (97 amino acids)
Source: RefSeq, a predicted model, not a curated record